Gasterosteus aculeatus aculeatus (three-spined stickleback) is the source of this 2882-nucleotide messenger RNA. RefSeq names its product UPF0524 protein C3orf70 homolog A. Gene Ontology annotation, biological process: nervous system development. The record is from RefSeq and is a predicted model, not a curated record. Lineage: Eukaryota; Metazoa; Chordata; Actinopteri; Perciformes; Gasterosteidae.
CGCGAGGAGAGGAUGGAGAGACGCGCCACCCGCCACCGUGGGAGGCUUUAAACGUCGCGUCACGCGGAGACGAUUUUUCUCUCUUUCACUUAUUACGCGACGUGAGCAGUGACCCGGCCGCUCCGGCGUCGCCUUUUUCCCGUCCGCCCCCCGCAGUUGAGAGGCUCCGUGGGCUCCGUGGACCGUCGCGGUUAUGUAGUUGUAGUUUGCUCGGACGAAGCCUUUUUCCCCCCCUGUUAUUUUUUGGAGGAGGAGGGGGAAUACAUGGGAUGUUGGCAUGGCCACCUCGCGAGCACAGAAGUGUCCUAAGAGCGAGAAGUUGGACGAGGCGCAGGCUUUGGCCAAGAGCUGCGCGGGGAGACCGGACUUCCUGCCCUGCGACGGGCUCUCCAUCUGCGCCACCCACAGCCACGGGAAGUGCUUCAAGCUGCACUGGUGCUGCCACUUGGGCUGGUGUCACUGCAAGUAUGUUUACCAGCCCAUGACCAACGUGUGCCAGCUGCCCACCACGGCCGUGCCAGCUGUUGGGACGGAGUACAGCGGAACCAUGGACCUGUCCGUCGCGCUGGCCGAGCGCUUCCUGAAACUCGCCCCCUGCUUCCAGUCCCCGCCGCACCUGGAGUCGCCCAAGUACUGCGUGAUUGCCGACCUGUUUGUGGACGACUACGUUGUCAAACGCAUCAACGGAAAGAUGUGCUACGUGCAGCGGCCCCCGCCUUCCAUACCCGAACCUCCGCGUGCUUCCACACCCCCGGCGCCUGCGCCCUCCACACCUCGGGUGCCCCAGAGGCCCGCUCCGCCUCGUCAGCCGCUGAAGCCGGCGCCGCCGGCCCAACAUGCGCCUUUUCAGCAGGUCCAGCAGGUCCAGCACGUGUACAGCGAACACAAACAUCCUACCCCUGCGGAUAAGAUAAAAGGCCCCAAAAUGGACCACUGCUCCUCCCCGUCCAGCUCUGAGGACUCCGGCAUCAACGCGUUGGGUCUGCACUACCUGGAGUCCUGCGAGGAGGAGACAGAGGGGGAGGAAGAGGAGGAGGAGGAGGAGGAAGACGAGCUGAGCACAGGUGGGAACUCCAGUCCCGGCAGCGUGUGGGAUCAGGACGACUGCUCUCUGCUCUCCCCUUCCAAGUCAAUGAUAGAGAUCAUCGAAAAGAUUGAAACGACGGUGUAACCGACACAACGGGGACGUGGAUGCCGGCUGUGAGCUGCAGAGGAGAAAUAACGAGAAUCACACUUGAGGAUUUAUUCCACGCGGACUAAUGGGACACAAAUCCCUCCCUGCUGUUCGGCAGAGCUCCGCUUGGUGGUUUGGUUGAAUUUGUUUUGCGGCAGGUGGCCGCGGACUGUGCAUCUAAUCCGUCCGGCUCCCCUGCAUGGAGUGAAUUUAUUACAAUACAGAAAGCCACAAGCACAAGAAUAUUAAGCACAUGCACAGUGGACCAAAUACACCUAUGCACAACAGCAUUAUUCAAUAAUAGGUGCACUUAACAGUCAGAAGAAAGUAAAAAUUAAAGCGGGACAUUUUUCUCCGAUUUUUCUUUAGGCAUAUAUUACUGGAGCGAAAUUUUGUAUGAACAAAGGCGGCAUAAGUAGGUUUCCUGAUGAUAAUACGCAGUUAGGCAAUUCGCCAUUCGUCAAUCUGCCAGACAGACUUUAUUCUUAUUCACUCUGCAGAUACGUAGGUCUGCCAUUUCUUGUUCCUCUGGUCAAUGGACCCACCCACACGUAUUAUUAAUUCUUACAAUCAAGCAUAAUAACUACAAGGCCAGCCGCCUCUCAUGGGCCCAAAAGCAAAUCAGCCCGUUAACCACUCAGCUCCGGGCUGCUGGGACACGACUGUCAGGUCGAUAAAAGGCCCACAGUUUGUGUGCAACCUCACUGACACCAACACAGGCUGGAGGUACGAAGACAGGACAGUGUUCGACAAUCAAGGAUUACACAGAAGCACAUUCAUACACUGUUCCUGCCAGCGGGGGGCAAGGAGACUCUUAUGGAACCAUUCAUCGGACAUUAACACAUUCUUCUGACAGCAUAUUCUGGUCAACCUGGUCUGAACUGCUGUGCUGUUCCAGGUUAAAUGGGGCGUUAAGCAAAACAUGACUUGUAUUGACCUCUAUUAGCAUCCAGGAAAUGAAAUAGCAAAGACGUGUCUGGCAGAGUUACAGCGACAAAGCAGAGGUUGUUGCAGCGGAACAUUAGAAGAGAGCACCUAGGGAAGAGGGAAUAUAUAUAUAUAUAUAAUAUAUAUUAACAUAUAGACUUUAAAAUUAAAUUGCUAUUGGCUUUUUGGGUUCGAUGGCGAGAUUCCAGCUGAGAGUCUCGAGGUAACGUUGUGCAGGAUUGAAAGCUAUUUUAUGUUAAAGUGCAAGAAAUCUCACUUAGAGCGCCUUUAAAGGAGGUUAAUGUAUGGAAUAGAAUGAUGUUGUGAUGUGUUAUAAGAAAUACACUCAAAUAUAAUACUUGUCAGACAGACCCUCAUUAGUCAGUUAGUAGAAGGAAGAUGAGUUGGGUCUUUUAGGAAAAUUGUUUUAAUGUUUCAACUGUUAUUUUUAUUUCCUGGAGAGUUAUCUGCAAAAACCACUAAAAUCUUCACAAACAUGUACUGUUACAAUGAAAUGCUAGAUGUAAAGAAAAAAAGAAGGAAAAAGAUAAUUUUGCAUGACUGCAUUCAUUUGCUAAAGUCCCUCAAGUAAAAACACAAUUUAACAAAUUUAUGGUUCGGUGUUGAAACGUAAACAAAUCUGUCAAAUGUCUUUUCCUUAUUCGGGAACAGUCCUUGUCAUUACACUCAAGACAGUCCCUCUGUAAUGCAUCAAAACAUAUGUUAUGUUCUCACUAUUGUCAUAUUAUUUUCAUAUGAAUAAAUCCAACUGAUACUCACA